GAGCCAAAUGAAACCCUAGCUCUCUCCUCCGUCUCUCUCGCGGUAAAAAAAAGAAAAAAGAAAAGGGGAAUUAGAAAUCUGAAAUUGUCGAAAAUCAAAUUCCAAAAUUGGAGAAAUCUAAUUAGGGUUUCAAAUCAGGAGGUCCGAAUUCAAACCCUAAUUCAUGGUUCUCGUGUGUGAUCUUCACGAUUGGGUGGGGCAGAUGAUGGGCUCUGGCAUUUCGGUCGAGAUCUGAAUAUUGCGUAAAGGGCAUGUAUGAUGGAAUGUGAAAAUUGCUUGUUUCCGAUUUUGGAUUUUGUAUUGAGAUAUUGUUGAUGGAAAAUAGAAUAGAAUCCUCAGAUGGCGCGGAAGUUCCCAGGAAAUCGAGAUCUUUGGAUCUUAAGAGUUUGUACAAACAUAGAGUCACAAAAGACGUCCAAAAUAAGAAAUUGAAGAGAAAGGCUAGCGCGGAUGAUGGUGAUGAGAAUAGCGAGAAGAAGAAGAAAAAGAGUGUAAAAGAGGUGUCUCUUAGUAGUUUGAAGAAUACUAGUAGUAGUAGUAAGAAGAAUGUAGAUAAAGAUUGUCAUAAAGGGUUGAGUUCUGGUUUGCAUGACUCCAAGGAUUUGAAGUUGGAGGCAAAACAAAAAUUGAACGGCAGUAUUGGGUUUAAGAGCAUUUCAUCCCUUAGUUUGAAUGAUGAUGUCAUUCAAAUCCCUAGGCGCAAACGGGGGUUUGUGGGGCGAAAGAAAGGUGAAGGUGGCCAUGUGCCGAGGCGGCAAGGCCUGUCUUGUGGUAAACUGGACCUUGUUGAUCAGAUAAGUAAAUUAAGUGGGGAUGACUCAGGAAGUCAGGUUGAGUCUGUGAAGGUUAAACGAACCAAAGGUUUUGACGAUUUCAAGGAAAACAGAAUUAGUGAGUCAAACUCAGCUAGGCAUGCAGAGGAAGAACAUGAGCGUGUGAAUCAUCUGGUUGUAAGCAAUGGAGAUUCGUUGUUCAAGAAGUCACGGAGGAAACGGAGUAAAACUAAAAAUUUAUCACCCGAUGAUAAGGUUGGUGCGAAGGAAGCAGAGCCCUUGGCUGAUAAUUCUACCAUGAUGUGUAAUGACUCGCAGGAAGAUGACGAGGAGAAUCUUGAAGAGAAUGCAGCUAUGAUGCUUUCAUCACGGUUUGAUCCAAACUGUACUGGCUUCUCAUCAAACAAGGCUUCCGCAUUUGCAACUGUGGACGGGUUGUCAUUUCUUUUAUCUUCUGGUCGUGAUUUUGUUAGUCGUAGAUCAAGGUCUCUAUCUGGUUCUGAAUCUCCAUCAGUUGAUGCUGCUGGAAGAGUAUUGAGGCCAAGGAUACAGCACAAAGAGAAAGGACAUUCAAGGAAGAGACGGCAUUUUUAUGAAGUUUUCUUCGGGGACUUGGAUGCUGAUUGGGUGUUGAACCGCAGAAUCAAGGUCUUUUGGCCUCUGGACCAGAGCUGGUAUUACGGUCUUGUGAAUGAUUAUGACAGAGAAAAGAAACUUCAUCAUGUUAAGUAUGAUGACCGUGAUGAAGAAUGGAUUGACCUUCAAAAUGAGAGAUUCAAACUCCUCCUACUUCCUAGUGAAGUUCCUGGUAAAGCGGCUUGCAGAAGAUCAAGGAUUCGAGAUAGAAGUUCUGUUCAGAGAAAAAGUAGCUCGAAGCCCAAAAAAGAAAAGAAAAAAGGAGAUAUUUCAAUGCAGGAUGAUAGCUGCAUAGGCAGCAACUAUAUGGACUCGGAGCCGAUCAUUUCUUGGUUGGCUCGGUCUAGACGCCGAGUCAAAUCUCCUUUCCAUGCUCUGAAGAAACAGAAACCAUCUGAUUUAUCUGUGAAGCCUGUGCUGCCACCAUUUUCUAACAAUGCUGUCAAUUCCAAUAGGUGUUUUGAAAGUGGUACUGUGAGGAGGGAUAAAAGAAAAUUUUCCAGAAAUUCUAAUUUGUCAGGCAGGUUUGCUAACGAUGCAAUGAAGGAGGAAUCUACCUCAGAAAGCAUCAGCUGCCCCAAAGAUAGCAAAAUGCCUAUUGUUUAUUUUAGGAGGCGGUUCCGCAAAACUGGCCUAGAAUUGUCUCGUGGAUGUGAGGACAAUCAUGCGUGUAGAAACACACUUGAUCCCGUUACUUCUUUUGCUCCUGCUGUUGAUGAUACCAGGGAUUGGGUAAAGUGGGAUGUACUUUUGGGAAGGUUGGACCUGGGUGGACUAUUGUGGUCUGUUGAUGAUGCAGGUUUGCUGAAAUUAAUGCUUCCAGGGUUAGAAUCAGGGAAGUUUAAGUUUGACGUCGACUUUCCAAUUCUUUCGGGUCUGUAUGACAUAUUUGGAGUGGAGAACCUUUGGUUGAGUCAUUCUGCAGUGCUGCUUCAUUAUGGCACCGUGAUGAUCAGAUGGCCACAGGUUCAUCUGGAAAUGCUUUUCGUCGAUAAUGUAUUUGGAUUAAGGUUUUUAUUGUUUGAAGGUUGCUUGAAUCAGGCUUUGGCCCUUGUUUUUCUGGUAGUGAGGACAUUUCAUCAACCUACUGAACGCGUGAAGUUUGUUGAUAUGCCAGUAACCUCAAUCAGGUUUAAGUUGACAUGUUUCCAACAUCAUAAAAAGCAUCUAGAAUUUGCAUUUUGCAAUUUCUCUACGGUGGAGAAUUCAAAGUGGAUAUACCUGGAUAGGAAACUCAGAAGGCAUUGUUUAGUGACCAAGCAACUCCCUUUGCCUGAAUGCACUUAUGAUAAUAUUAAGAUGCUUCAGAAUAGAACAGUCCAUUUGCCUCUUAGAUCAGUUUGUGGGCAGCCAUCCUUCAUCAAGGGUACACGGAAGAGGUUGAGGCAGGGAAUUAAUUUCAUGGGUAUUUCCAGGGAAUCUGCUUUUAUGGACAUUGGCCGUUCUUCUCAUUUUGAUAAAAUGUACAAAAAGCUUCCUCCACUUGCUCUUUCUUUUACUGCUGCACCCACGUUUUUUCUUAGUUUGCAUCUCAAGAUGCUUAUGGAACACUCUCUGGCUCAUAUUAGCCUUCGGGAGCAUGAUUCAGAGGAACACCUAGAAAACUCUUGCAGUAUGACAGCAGAUGACAGCUCUAGUAUGGAGGAGUACUCGAAUAAAGGUUCAGAAAUGUCUCUUGAGGAGAAUACAAAGGCUUUGUCAGGUGAAGUUGCUUCUGAUGGAUGUUUCUCCUCUGGUAGACCAGAGCUAAGCAAUGGUCUUUCAGUUUGCUGUGACAGGGAUCAGAUAAAAGCUUCCCAGCCUUGCCACAAUGGUGAUGCUAUUGCUGCUGGAACUUCUGCUGAUUCCCCGGUUCAUAAAAAGAUAAGAACUGAUGCUACUGUUCAGUUGCAGGCAUGGAAGGGCCACCAUUCAGAAUCAGAUCAAUCUGCUUUAUUAUCAAGGAGUUUAGAUGACAGGGAUAAGUCUGAAAAAGGUUCUCAGUCCUUUGUGAAUGGUCUUAGUGUUGAAAUUCCACCAUUUAACCAGUUUGAGAAGUCUGUUGAUGGGGAGUUGCAUGGUGCUCAGCAGGCUACUGAUCUUUCUUGGAAUACAAAUGGUGCCAUCUUCUCUAGCCCCAACCCCACUGCUCCCAGAAGCACGUGGCAUCGAAAUAAGCAAAAUUCAUCAUUUGGACACCUCUCACAUGGUUGGUCAGAUGGUAAGGCCGAUCCUGUUUAUAAUGGUUUUGGCAAUGGACCCAAGAAGCCACGAACUCAGGUCUCCUAUUUGUUGCCGUUUGGAGGUUUUGAUUGCAGCCCAAAGCAGAAAAGUAUACAGAAAGGGCUUCCUUCUAAACGACUUAGGAAGGCUAGUGAAAAGAGGUCAUCAGAUGUUUCCAGAGGCUCUCAAAGGAAUUUGGAAUUGUUAUCUUGUGAUGUAAAUAUUUUGAUAACUGCCACUGACAGAGGAUGGAGAGAAUGUGGAGCACAGGUUGUUCUGGAGCUUUUUGAUGAUCAUGAGUGGAAGCUUGCUGUGAAACUAUCAGGGGUAACAAAAUACUCCUACAAGGCACAUCAAUUUUUGCAGCCUGGGUCAACAAACCGUUUUACACAUGCUAUGAUGUGGAAGGGAGGAAAAGAUUGGACAUUGGAGUUUAUGGAUAGAAGCCAGUGGGCUCUAUUCAAAGAGAUGCAUGAAGAAUGUUACAAUCGGAACAUUCAAGCUGCUUCUGUGAAAAGCAUUCCUAUUCCCGGUGUCCGUUUGGUAGAGGAAGGUGAUGAUAACGGAGCGGAAUUAGCAUUCGUUCGCAGUUCUGCUAAGUACUUCAGACAGGUUGAAACAGAUAUUGAGAUGGCUCUGAAUCCAUCACGUGUUUUAUAUGACCUGGAUAGUGAUGAUGAACAAUGGAUUAUGAAGGCCAGAAGUUCUUCCGAGCUUGACAGUGGAAGUUUGGGAAAGAUAUCUGAAGAAAUGUUUGAGAAGACCAUGGACAUGUUUGAGAAGGCUGCAUAUGCUCACCAACGUGAUCAGUUGACGUUAGAAGAAAUUGAGGAGCUCACAGUUGGGGUUGGUCCCAUGGAUGUAAUUAAAGUGAUUUAUGAGCAUUGGAGGCUGAAAAGGCAGAAGAAUGGGAUGCCUUUAAUCCGACAUCUCCAGCCGCCAUUGUGGGAAAGGUACCAACAAGAAGUGAGAGAGUGGGAGCUGGCUAUGACCAGAAUCAAUGCCAAUCUUCCUAAUGGAUGCCAGGAGAAAACCGCACAAAUUGAGAAGCCACCCAUGUUUGCUUUUUGUAUGAAACCCCGAGGUUUGGAAGUUCCCAAUAAGGGGUCAAAACAGAGGUCCCACAGGAAGAUCUCAGUUUCUGGGAAAAGCAAUACCACCUUUGGGGAUCAGGAUGGUUUACAUGCUUAUGGGAGAAGAUUGAAUGGGUUUUCUUUUGGGGAUGAAAAGUUUGUAUACCCAGGCUAUAAUUAUGAUUCGUUAGAGGAUUCACCAUUGCCUCAGACACCACGUAGGAUGUUUUUACCACGGGAUGCAGGUAGCAUGUCAAUGACCAAUUACGGGCUUGACAGAAAUCAUUCCUAUAAAUUUCAGAGGAGCAAGUCAAAGAAAUAUGGAAAUACUGUUUCGCCUAACAACCCUCAGACAAUGGGUUUAUACGGUCACAGAGUGGUAGGAAACGGAAGCAGAAACGGGCUGCAUAGGUGGAAUAUGGGCUUCUCUGAGUGGUCAAGUCAGCAGCACUUCCAACCAGAGCCGUCCCAGAGGCAUUUCAUUGAGCAGUUAGAUGGUUCUGAUCUCGACGAGUACAGAGUGCGCGAUGCAUCCAGCGCAGCUCAGCGCGCACUCAACAUUGCCAAGCUCAAGAGAGAAAAAGCUCAGAGAUUGGUCUGCAGGGCAGAUUUUGCAAUUCACAGGGCUGUGGCUGCUCUUAUGACUGCCGAAGCAAUCAGAGAUUGUCCUGAAGAUGACUCGGACUCGGAUGGUGACGACUGACGGGUUGCAUCGGAAUGGUAAAUUUGGACCAUUCAAUUCAGCCUGCUUUUUGUGCAGCCAGAGAGAGAGAGACUUCCUCACUAAUACAUGAAAUUCGGGAUUUUUUUUGCUAGAAAUGGAAAUCUGGUUUUUACAACAACAGUGGUGGCCUUUUGAGCUUCUACUAACAUGAGAGCCAUAUUCAGUGAGUAAAGAAAGAAGAGAUCACCUUCACAAGCAGCAACUUCCCUGGUUCUCUCCUCCUAUAUGAUGACCUUCUUUUUUGCCAGCUUUUUAGCACUAAGUUCAGUGCAACUGUUUGUGCUGAACCUGCGGGUUUAGGGGUGUAUGGGAUUUUGGCUUCCCAUCUCUUUUGUACAGAAUUUUUUUUUUCCUUGUUUUUUUUUUCUUCCUCUCCCCCUUAAAAUUUUUUUUUUCAAGUGUUCGAUUAAAAAAAAAAAAAAAAUAGCAGCUUCCGGAAAUAAUACAACACCACUUGAAUAGGAAUUAUUACUAUAUUUUGCUGUUAAAACGCUAGCAUUAAUGGAAAACAUACAUGAAAACAAGCAUAGAUCAGAA
Morus notabilis is the source of this 5945-nucleotide messenger RNA. RefSeq lists its product as uncharacterized. The coding region runs from base 315 to 5387 and encodes 1690 amino acids. Gene Ontology annotation, biological process: regulation of transcription by RNA polymerase II. The record is from RefSeq and is a predicted model, not a curated record. NCBI's taxonomy places the organism in Eukaryota, Viridiplantae, Streptophyta, Magnoliopsida, Rosales, Moraceae. The transcript is spliced from 5 exons. Gene Ontology annotation, cellular component: piccolo histone acetyltransferase complex.